Molecule: messenger RNA, 1977 nt
Organism: Rotaria sp. Silwood2
Lineage: Eukaryota; Metazoa; Rotifera; Eurotatoria; Philodinida; Philodinidae
Source: the annotation of a GenBank genome assembly
AUGAUGAAUUACAAUCAACAUGUACCAAAAACGGCUGAACAUCGUGUUCUACAAGAUCCCUUAUUGAUCAAGAAGAAAAAAAAGUGUCUUGGAAAUCGAAAAUUACACAAUUUUACACGCAAGUGUCGAGCAAAAGGAAUGAAUGAUCAAGCAAUUGAAAUGUUACUGUUGCUUAAAAAAGCAAAUGGAUCGGUUCAUUCAAAUCUUCAAAAUACAUAUGAAAAUCCAAACAGUGCCUCUCCUUUAAUAAAUACGAUCAGUAACGUCAUGAACAUGUCAACAUUUAUCGGAAAUCAAUAUUGUACAAAUGAAUAUCAACAUAGUGAUGGAAAUCUAGAACUUGAUUCAACAAUUGAAUCUUUUUUAUAUUCACAAUCAACAGCAAAAGGUAAAUGGUCUUCACCGUCAACUACAAGAUUUCCAAAGAGACGCCAACGUUACAAUUUGUGUAAUGAUCAUUGGAAACAAAUGUCAAAACUCAUACCAAAUUAUAAAAAAUUAUCACCUUAUCAAUUCAAAGAUGCGCUAAUGAAGGUCAUUCCUGCUUCUUCUCAACAUCAUAUUAAAGAAUAUUACAUAAAUGUGGCAAUGUUACAAUUCGUUCAACAACGUACUGAAAUAAUCUGUCAUAUUUUGCAAUUAAAAAUUGAACAAGAUUAUUGGAAUAAUAUUGAUAAUUUAAUAACUAUGCCUGUUGUGAUUUGGUUAUCAGAAGUUGGGAAAGAUGUUACGAAAAAAAAUUCUAUCAAUUGGGAUCAUACAAAAACAAAGUUUAAUAUUCAACAUCGACAAACAAUUAUACAAAAUAGACUACAAGAAGCUGAAAAUAGUUUAAACUUUCAUCUACAACAAUCAUAUCCACUCGAUUGUGAAUUAAACAAUAAGACUGCUUUACCAUUAGAAGAACAAAAUUUAUCACAAAGAUUAAAUGAAUUAUCAAUGACUUCUCGUCACACACCUGAACAUCUGAUUAUGGUCGAUGAAGAUCAUGCGGAAAAUAUUCCAUAUUAUCUAUCAAAAGAAAGUAAAUCUUUCCAAGAAAUAACCAGCCAUUUAUCACCAAAUGAAUUAAUCGAAGAAUUACGACAAAUGGCUAUUGUGAUACAUCAACUUUUUAUGAUCGAUUUGGAAAAAUCACUUUGGACAACUUAUUUGAAGUCAGGUACAGGCCAACUCCAAUUAAAUCACAUGGAUAAUGAUAAUAUUAUUCAUCCACACCUUUGGUCUGUUCAAGUGCAAAAACUUGUUAGUAAACAAUCACUUGAUAACACUGAUACUGCGACAUGUUUAACUUACGUCACACAACAUCUUGAUGAAUUAGAUGAUAAAAUGAAACAAUAUCAAACUAAAUAUAAUAUGAAGAAAAAUCAAUAUUUAAAUUAUCUAUCAAAAAUUCAAACAUUUGUUCACCAACAACUUGAAUCUGCUCGUUUGACAACGGAACAACAAAUCGCACUUGUUCGCUAUAAUUACAAUGAUCAUGUCUUCAAAUUAAAAUUUAGAACAUUCAAUCCAACUCGAGAGCAGAAACAAGUUGUUCAAAAAUUAGAUGAAGCAAAAUAUCACCAAGAAACGACGAAAGCGGAAUAUAAUUUAUUGACAUAUCGAAUUUCCAUGGAAAAAUCAUCGCGAAUAUCUAUUGAUUUACCUGAAGAAAAAUUUUUGAAAACCAUCGAAGAUGGAUCUAUUCGACAAAAACUCCAUGAUCAAUAUGUGAACAUAGCAAAACAGGCAAGAAAAGAUAUCCUAAAAUUAUGUCUCUCUACGGCUCAAAUUCAAAAAGAUCAAUCUACAGAAGAAUUCAAUACUAAAUUAGAACAAUUUAAACUUAAACAACAAUCAUUACUAAAUCAUAAAAAAUUCACUAGCAACAUGAUAAAUUUAAUGGAAGAACAUUGGAAACAGAUCAGUGAAAGUGUUGAAUGUGUCUAUAAAUAUAAACUUGAUUUGUUACGUUUAAAUUCUGUUCAUAAUUAA